AUGUCCAACAUACUGCGUGUUGCGGGGGCCCUUCUCCCUGCAGACGUGCAAUGCCGGAGGUUUAUGGCGGCUAACAGGUAUGACCUGGCCGAGACGGGGUACGACCGCGCCCUUCUGGCCGCCAUGUCUGAUAUGGACAGGCUGCAGGAAGUGGAGGUACUGAAGAGCCUGGGAGACUUGAACGUGGAGAAAGGAAGACUCCACAAGACCGAAGCUCCGCGGAACUUGAAGCGGGGCCUGAACCUGUACAGGGCCGCGCUGCUCCGGUGUGAGGACCCGGGGGAAGGCGAGUCUCUCCAACAUAGGGUCGAACUCACCGAGAAACUCAGGCAGAAAACGCCCAUAGCUGGAUCAACAAGGAACACAAGCAUUAAUUCUGUUGCUAGGGCUUCUGAAAUCUUUCAAGACUUGGACAAGAAGCGGGCUAGUGGAGGCCAUUUGGAAAUCUUUCAAGACUUGGACAGUAAACGGACUAAAGGUGGUCAUAUGGAGUCCAUCUCAGAGGGCUACACGAAGGUUCUUGUAGAAGGAAUAGCGGAGGGUAACAAUAUGUUGCAAGUAGAGGCUAUAAAAAGUCUCGGAGACGUGGACCUUAAGAGAGGAAGAGACUUAAAGGAGCCCAGACACUUGACCAAGGCGACAGCCCUGUACAGCACAGCCCUGGAGCGAUGUGACGAUCCACAUGGGAAAACCGUCCUCACACAUCGCUUACUGCACGCAGCAAAAGUCAGGAGAGACAUGGCGGACAGAAGGAGACGGGUAGGUCGUAGCACAUUUUUAUACUGCAGUCAUACUGAAAAAAAUACCGCCCCCCUCCCGUCUGGACAUGACAUAAGUACAUGGAAUGUCUCUCUAGAUGUUGUAUACACCGACCAGCUGCAAGAAGGCCUCAAGGCCCUGCAGACAGGGGACCUGGACAGGGCAGAAAAGCAUUUUGCAGCUGCGCUUAAGGCCGUCCAUUUCAAAGAUCCAAAUAGAGACCAAUAUAUAAAAGAGGCGGAGCCCCUGUGCAGGUUAAGCGAUGUCUACAUGGAAAGAGGAAAGAAGUCGAAAGACGGAAGUGACUUCACCAAGGCUGCAGCACUCCGUAAUGCCGCACUGGUCAGAGCAAGGACAGAAGACAGAGAAGCCAUUAAACAAACAAUCCUGCAAGUUAGCCAGUCAUUUGUUGAGCACGUGCUGGGGAUCAAGCAAGCAGUGAACACCAGUAAAAGAGGGAAACACAAAUCAAAACUUAAGAAAGAUCGCGAACAUGUAGAAAAAGAGAUGAAACAAAUCGAGCAGGAGAUCGAUCCUUAUAGUCUUGAUGACGAUGAUCCAGAGAUAAGAGAAGUGGAGAAGCAGAGAGUUAAAGCGAUCAUAACACUCUUCCAAACUAUUGCUGCACAGAGAAAAACGUUCAUAGUUGACCUUGUAGAUGAAUGUAUAGAGGUAAUGGGUUCCCUUCCCUGUAAGUACGCUAUGAUAGGCCUGGGUUCACUGGCCACAGGGUUAGUAACCCCGUACUCUGAUCUGGAGUUCGCCAUCCUGAUAGAGGAGGAAACAGAGAGUAACGUCGGGUAUUUCCGCAACCUCACUCACUAUCUGCAUCUCAAAGUCAUCAACCUGGGAGAAACCAUCCUCCCGGCCAUGGCAAUCAAGUCUCUCAAUGAUUUUUCUACAGACCCACCGAACAGCUGGUUCUACGACUCUGUAACGCCGCGCGGGUUCGCGUUCGACGGAUUCAUGCCGCAUGCAAGCAAGACUCCACUGGGCAGGGGUGAAACAGCUGAACUUAUUCACACACCAAGUGAGAUGACAAUUGUUUUAAUUGAAGACUUGCAGCGUUACUUGCACAAAAUCAGGCAAGACGACAUGACUUUCCAUUCCAAGAAAGGCUACCAUCUCGCCACCAUAUUGGGCAAUGUGUGUUUGAUCACAGGAGAGCAGGACUUGGUCGAUGUGUAUUCCGCCUUGUGGACUCAGAAACUCCAAAGCAGUGAAGGGGUAAUACCUGCGUUACAGGCAUCGAGUAUUAUGAGCGAAAAUACAAAUAACCAAACAUUUACAUUCGAAGAUCCAACAUCUAGACUGCUAGAUGUGAAGAAAGACAUCUAUAGAUUUUCGACCCUUGCGGUGUCGUGUUGGGCGCUACUCUAUGGUAUACAGCCCACCACAAUAUGGGAGACUAUUCAGAUUAUGAACAAGAACGGAGUCAUCAACAGUGAGAACGCGCAUCACUUGAUGGUGCUGGUCAGCAUCUCAGCAGAACUGAGGCUGCGGACAUACAUGCACAACCGUGGACAGGUGGAGAACAUGUCAGCCUUACCGUCCAUAUCUGAUAACACAGAUAUGGGGGAGAAGUUGAGGAAAGUGUUUUACUUCUCCAAUACAAAACAACUGAUGAGAUACCAUUACACAGCAACACCAUUGAAGGUCUUUAUUCUACAACUUACCGAAAUAUACCCAUCGACGGUAGAACCACCUGUUCUGUUUCACAACUCACCAACCUUACAAGCAGCCGUAUAUAAAAGUCUGUGUGAGUACGAAAAAGCAAAAUCAUGCAUGGAAGUGGCACUACAGCAUGAGGUUGCUAAACACGGCGAGGGAAGAGAACAUCCUGACGUUGCUGCGUUACUCAACAACUUGGGUGUCGCCUGGAGUCACCUCGGUGAUUACAGAAGCGCCGUCAGCUAUCAUGAACAGUCACUACAGAUGGAGCGAAGUAUCCAUGGUGAAGACACUGAACAUCCUGACAUCGCCCAGUCACUUCACAACUUUGGUAACUCCUGGAGUCACAUUGGUGAUCAUAGAAAGGCUGUCAGCUAUUAUGAACAGGCACUACAGAUGAUGCGGGGUAUCUAUGGUGAGGACACUCCACAUCCUGACAUUGCCACGUCACUAAACAGCUUGGGUACCGCCUGGAGUAGCCUAGGUGAUAACAGAAAGGCCUCACUUCACAACUUGGGUAACGCCUGGAGACACCUUGCUGAUCACAGAAAGGCCGUCAGCUAUCAUGAACAGUCACUACAGAUGAGGCGGAGUAUCUAUGGUGAAGACACUGAACAUCCUGACAUCGCCCAGUCACUUAACAACUUGGGUAACGCCUGGAGUGACCUUGGUGAUCACAGAAAGGCCGCCAGCUAUUAUGAACAGUCACUACAGAUGAGGCGGAGUUUCUAUGGUAAGAACACCGAACACCCUGACAUCGCCGGAUCACUUAACAACUUGGGUAACGCCUGGAGUGGCCUUGGCAAUUACAGAAAGGCCGUCAGCUACCAUAAGCAGUCGCUACAGAUGAUGCGGAGUAUCUAUGGUGAGAACACAGAACAUCCUGGCAUCGCCGCGUCACUUCACAACUUGGGUAACGCCUGGCGGGACCUUGGUGAUCACAGAAAGGCCGUCAGCUAUCAUGAACAGGCACUGCAGAUGAGACGGAGUAUCUAUGGUGAGGACACUGAACAUCCUGACAUCGCCGCGUCACUUGGCAACUUGGGUAACGCCUGGCGGGACCUUGGUGAUCACAGAAAGGCCGUCAGCUAUCAUGAACAGGCACUACAGAUAAGGCGGAACAUCCAUGGUGAGAACACUGAACAUCUCGACAUCGUCAAGUCACUUCACGGCUUGGGUAACGCCUGGGCUGACCUUGGAGAUCACAGAAAGGCCGUCAGCUAUCAUGAACAGGUGCUACAGAUGAUGCGGAGUAUCCAUAAUGAGGACACUGAACAUCCUGACAUCACCGGGUCACUCAACAGCUUGGGUGCCGCCUGGAGUAACCUUGGUGAUCACAGAAAGGCCGUCAGCUAUUUUGAACAGGCACUACAGAUGAGGUGGAAUAUCCAUGGUAAGGACACUGAACAUCCUGACAUCGCCACGUUACUUAACAACUUGGGUACCGCCUGGUGGAACCUUGGUGAUUACAGAAAGGCCGUCAGCUAUCAUGAACAGUCACUACAGAUGAGGCGGAGUAUCUAUGGUGAGGACACUGAACAUCCUGACAUCGCCGCGUCACUUAACAACUUGGGUAACGCCUGGAGGGGCCUCGGUGAUCACAGAAAGGCCGUCAGCUAUUAUGAACAGGUACUACAGAUGAACAGGAGUAUCCAUGGUGAGGUCAAUGAACAUCCUGACAUCGCCACGUCACUCAACAUCUUGGGUGCCGGCUGGUUGAUGUUUGGCGAUCACAGAAAGGCCGUCAGCUACUUUGAACAGGCACUACAAAUGAUGCGGAGUAUCCAUGGUGAGGAUGACGGACAUCCUGACGUUGCAAAGACGCUUAAGGGGCUGAGUCUGGCUCGUAGCCUCAUUGUUGAUCGCGGAGAGGCCACCAACUGUCAAGAAUAGUUACGUCAGAAAAUGUUGGCAAAAGACUAUCAUCAUGACAUAUGCAUAACUAUAUAACAACUUAUGUUACAUGGUAAUCUGUGUCAUGCCAAGUGCUUCAAUAGAAGAAAAUGUCAAUUGGAACUUGUCAGUGAUCAUUGUCAGACAAUUAUGAAUGUGAACCAUGUCUUAGUUCUCAGUCUCUCUAAUUCAGAAUACACUGGGAAAGGAGAACAACACAUAAAGAACAGCAACUU
Branchiostoma belcheri (Belcher's lancelet) is the source of this 4559-nucleotide messenger RNA. RefSeq lists its product as uncharacterized. NCBI's taxonomy places the organism in Eukaryota, Metazoa, Chordata, Leptocardii, Amphioxiformes, Branchiostomatidae. Bases 1 to 4323 code for a protein of 1440 amino acids. The record is from RefSeq and is a predicted model, not a curated record. The transcript is spliced from 6 exons. Gene Ontology annotation, molecular function: protein binding.